AUGAAUUCGCAAUCUUACUCGUAUAGUGAGGAUGAUAUCAAUCAGAUCCGUGAGUCUUUAGCUUUUUCGCAACAGAAAAAGGAACAGAUUGCUCAGACUCUCCCUGCUUUCAAGGGGAUUCAGCAUACUUCGGGAUCGGGUACUACCACAUCAUCAGUGACUGACCUUGACUGGAAAGAAGAAGAUCUCAAAUUGAACACAUCAAGCAAAACCUUCCCUCCUGCAUUGGAGGAUCCAGAACUGGAGCUUCUUCAAUUAUCAGGACCAAUCUUGUUUAUCGCCGCCACGCAUUCUAUCCACCUGCCCAUUACCUAUGCCCAGCUCACGGAUGUGAUUUUGGUGCAUUUUUGCAAUCUCGUUGGAUAUUCUCCAGGAGAAUACGUUGCAGGUAAGAAAAUGCUCACCGCGAAAUACAAGACUCCUCACGUUACCAAUUUCACAGAGUACACAUGGCCGGGCUAUAGAGAAUUCCGAUCAAAAAUCCGGGCUGACUUCAUGGCUAAGCUGAAAUCUAGAAAUUAUACAUGUUUCGACGACCUAUUUGCUAUUUACUCGACAUCCAACAUCGCCGAUGUUGUUAAUGAUGCUGAUAAGCCAGGACCAUCAUCAAUGCCUGAUGUAAGGCCAUCAGUGCGGGAUGCUCAAGAUUCAUCGUUUUUACAUGAAUCUCAAAUUCGGAAAAUUGGAGAUACGGAAAGGACCCUUAUUGAAAGAAUCCAAGACAUGUACGCUGCUGGUCAAUUACCAACAAUAGGAGUUGCGCUGAGCUAUCUGCUAGUCAGAUUAGUAGCAAAAUCCACUGAUCAUGUGAUCAAUAAAGGAAAGGAGUUUGGAGUUUCUCCAAACAAAUACGGUCUUAACAUGAAUCCUGCCUUAACUUUUGAGUUUAAUCCGAAGGCGAUAGAGACCAUUAGAACAAAUAUGACAGCAUACUCUUCUACUGUAGCAACAUACUUACAAAGUUUAGUGGAGUUCAUCAAUACCAAUCAAGACGGCUCAUUGACACCAAACAACUGUAAGAUUCAAAUCAAAGCUAUGAUUGAAAUUCGGCUCGCAUUUUACGGCAUGGUUAUUCCUGCUCUUGGCUUGAGUGUAGCGGACAAACUGCGAAUAUCUGGAGAGCAUCUAGCGUACAUCUCGUAUAGUAAUCUAACACAAGAUGGUUGCAAUGUCUUUUUAGAUUUUUUGUCUCGGCUGAGCAGCCAGAACGAGCAGUACAGAAUUGAUCGUGGCUUAGCAAGUGCAGGGGUAAUUGAUCCCAAUGGACCGUUUAGGUUCUGUCGCUUAUUCAACCAACAAUACAUGAUGAAAUUAUCCGGCAUCAAACACAUCCACACAUCCUAUCUAUGGAUGUACAUUCAACGCAAUCUGGAACAACCGACAUCCGCCACAACAGUGAGAGACAGCGAUAAAGUAUUCGCUAGAUUGACACCUCUCCACAUGGAAUUCCUGGCAGAGCUCGGUAACAUGAUUAUCGGUUAUUAUAGUGGUGCAUCGACGGCUUAUUAG
This is a messenger RNA of Haemonchus placei, 1509 nucleotides long. The record is from the annotation of a GenBank genome assembly. Lineage: Eukaryota; Metazoa; Nematoda; Chromadorea; Rhabditida; Trichostrongylidae.